Brassica rapa (field mustard) is the source of this 1614-nucleotide messenger RNA. RefSeq names its product ketohexokinase. Gene Ontology annotation, molecular function: kinase activity. Lineage: Eukaryota; Viridiplantae; Streptophyta; Magnoliopsida; Brassicales; Brassicaceae. The record is from RefSeq and is a predicted model, not a curated record.
CUGGUACACUAGUGGUUCAAAAUCGACAUUUUAUCCGACUCUGGGUUCCAUCAAUCGAACCGGCCGGUCGAUCUGAAUUUUAAAACAUCUGGUUAUCAGCGUCUGACACCUCUCUCCACAGAACUGACACCUCACUCAAUCUCUCUCUCUCUCUCUCUCAGAUACAAAGAAGCAAAAAAUGAUGUGUUUCACUCAUCUCACACCUCUUCCUCUCUUCUCCGCCGUCUCUCUUCCGUCUUCCCGUCGUCACUUCACGAGUUUCAGGACUAGAAUGUCUUCUUCCUCCACCGAUUCUGCUCCUCCACCUCCUCCGCCGGAUAACGGCAUUGUCCUUGGUUGUGGGGGAACCACUGUGGAUUUCCUGGCGACGGUGGAUUCUUAUCCUAAACCCGAUGACAAGAUCCGAAGCACUAGCCUCAAGGUACAAGGAGGGGGAAAUGCUGGAAACGCAUUGACUUGUGCAGCUCGUUUGGGGUUGACUUCUAGGCUUAUUAGUAAGGUAGCUAAUGACUCUCAAGGUAAAGGUAUAUUGGAGGAGCUUGAAUCCGAUGGUGUUGAUACUUCCUUUCUUGUGGUCUCUAAAGAGGGCAAUACUCCGUUUACCUACGUCAUAGUUGAUAAACAAACGCAAACGCGUACUUGUAUUCAUACGCCUGGAUAUCCACCCAUGGUACCAACUGAUCUUCCUCAGUCGACCAUGUUAUCUGCUCUAGACAGAGCAAGCAUUGCAUACUUUGAUGUACGAUUACACGAAACGGCGUUGGUGAUUGCGAAAGAGGCAAGUCGGAAGAAGAUACCUAUUUUAGUUGAUGCAGAGAAGAAAAGAGAUGGAUUAGAUGAGCUCUUGCAACUCGCCGAUUACGUUGUCUGCACAGCAAAAUUCCCUCAGGCAUGGACAGAAGUGUCUUCAAUUCCAUGUGCGCUUGUGUCCAUGCUGUUGAGAUUGCCGAAACUGAAGUUUGUGAUCGUAACCUUAGGUGAAGAAGGAUGCUUAAUGAUCCAGAGAGAUUCAACAGAAGCAUCAGAAUCAAAAGAGACGGACAUUGAGAGUUUGGUGGAGACUCUGAAGGAUAGAGUAGACUCGACCGCAACAUUUCCAACAUGCGUUUCAUCGGAGACUGCUAAACUAAAGGCCAACGGCGUAGGAACACUGAGUGGAAGAUUGUUUCUCGGAACAGCAGAGAAAAUUCCUCCAGAAGAGCUUGUUGACACCACCGGUGCAGGCGACGCAUUCAUAGGAGCAGUUCUUUAUGCCUUAUGCGCCGGCAUGCCCCCAGAGAAAAUGCUACCAUUCGCUACUCAAGUGGCUGCUUGCAACUGCCGAUCUUUGGGAGCUCGCACCGGUCUUCCUCACCGUACUGAUCCCCGACUUGUACCCUUUCUGGUUUGACAACUUCAAUGUUCUAUGUUCCUUUCUCAAACCUAAUCUUCUUUCAAGUCACUCCAUUGCCCACUUUCACAAUUUAAAACUUUAUACAUAUUAAAUUCAGUAAAGACUUGGUGUCAAAUACUAACAUUCAUUUUACGUUUGACUUUGCUUUGUUGUAAAAAGAAACAUACUAUACGAAGUGGUGUUAAUAUUCUAAACUAGUAAAUGGGUAAGCAAUGUGAACG